Molecule: messenger RNA, 3544 nt
Organism: Pseudoliparis swirei
Lineage: Eukaryota; Metazoa; Chordata; Actinopteri; Perciformes; Liparidae
Product: selenocysteine insertion sequence-binding protein 2-like
Exons: 18
Coding region: 169-2640 (823 amino acids)
Biological process (GO): selenocysteine incorporation
Cellular component (GO): ribonucleoprotein complex
Molecular function (GO): mRNA 3'-UTR binding; ribonucleoprotein complex binding; selenocysteine insertion sequence binding
Source: RefSeq, a predicted model, not a curated record
UGCUAGCAAACAAGUUGCUGAGCCCACAAAGCUGAGAUAGCCAACAAACUGUUGCGGUAGUUAGAUAUAUAUAGAUGGCGCCGAUGUAAAGGGUGGGGGUAGGGCUGACAACGCGUGGAAGAUCGGGUGAGCAUGCGGAUAUGUGACUGCACCUAGGAAAACCUGAAAAUGGACAAGUUCCAAGGGGGCACACUGUCACCUGCUAUCCAGCCUUGUGACCAGAACCAACAGAGGAAACGGGGUAAAGAGCCUGCUGAUCCCCACACAGACACACCACCUACUCUGAUGUUACCAAAUCCACAUGUGUCUGAUUGGAGUUUCAGAGGGAACACAAGGAGUUCAGGUCUGACCCAAAAGCAGCAAACGGCGAAUACAAAUGGAGGGCCAGCAGGAAAAGGGCUAGAUGUGUCGAGGAGCCACGGCUACAGCAGCAGCCGUCGGGUUAGAGAGACCAGGGAUGAUUUCCUGCAGAGAGACAGGACCAUACGGGGUCCUCAAGCUGAGACAUCAAAAGGCAAUAAUGGCUCUCCUGCUCAAAGCAAAGUUAUGGACAAUAUCUCACUGGAUGCCCCGAAAAAAGGUUAUAGAGGUGCCAGAUCUCUCUCGAACUCUGCGGAGAAGUCAAAACCAUCACACGCCGACUUUGUCCCAUUUGAAGUGAAGAUGACUGAUUUCCCAGAGUUAGCUGGCGGUUCGCCGGGCAAAGCACAACCUCCUCUGACUCAGAAAGAGUGCUGGGGUCCAACUCCUCCAUCCUCGAGCCCUCAGAAGCAAACAUCGGCAUCUUCCUGGAAUUCUGUGAGGAGAGGAUGUCCAACACAAACCGACCCCAAACAAAUUGCCAAUACUGCCGAGCCAGAUUCAUCUGCUGCGGCACCAGCUCAGCCUGCGGGGAAUUCCUGGGCUAAUGUUGCCUCUCAGCCUCCAAAGAAACCUGUCCCUAAGGAGAAAAUAAACAGCAGCAAGCAGACGGAGGAAAUGUCUGCACAGGAAGGAGCUCCGGGGAAGAAAAAACGGAAGAAAAAGAAGAAGAAGGCUCAAGGUGCUGGCGACGAUGCAGAAUAUGAGUCAGAAGAGCCAGCAAUGUAUCAGGAGCUUCCGAAAUUUGAGGAUGAAGAGGAGUUUCCAGGCUUGACUCCUUCUCAGACUGUAACUGAUAGACUGAUUACAAGCAGCUAUGCAGCAAAACUAUGCAAUGAGGAAAACCAAAGAGACGGUGUUAUGCAUCAGUCUGCCGACCACACCAAGGAAAUAUCACCUGCAGCGAAAACUCAGCCGACAGAGACGUCUAAGAAAGGACAGAAAGCUGAAAAGGUGUCCGGGAAGAAAAGCAAAGUUCCCGUUCAACUGGACAUUGGAAACAUGUUGGUCGCCCUGGAAAAGAAGCAAUCUCAAAAAUCCUCAAAGCAGGACGCCAAACCAGUCAUUGUCUCGGUUGGUGGCGGACUACCUGCCGUCCAGAAACAACCACUAGUCCAGAAGAAGCUGCCUUGGCAACAGGAUAAAAUUGCACACAAUCCUCUGGACUCCACCAGCCCGUUGGUGAAGAAAGGCAAGCAGAGAGAGGUGCCCAAAGCCAAGAAACCCACUCCUCUCAAAAAGGUCAUUUUGAAAGAAAGGGAGGAGAGGAAACAAAAACGUUUGCUGGAUGAGAGAGGACUGCCGCCUGAAUAUGAAGUCAAAGCUGCCAAUGAUGAUGCUAAUGAAGAAGCAGAAGAAGAAGAAGAGCCGUGUGAAACAAAUGCCACAGCCUCCGAUCAGGUUAGAAGUCCCACAGAAGAACUUGAUGAUCUGACAGAGUUUAACGGCACAAACCAGGAGGUGAGAGAGGGUGACGAAGAGGCCGAGAAUGACGAAAUCGUAGAGCCGCAGCCCACCUCACCUGUGCUCUGCCCAGUCAGUCGACCCAAAAUCCACAGCAGAAAGUUCCGAGACUAUUGCAGCCAGAAGCUGAGCAAAGACGUGGAUGAAUGUGUGACGGCUCUGCUAAAGGAGCUGGUUCGUUUCCAGGACCGCCUGUACCAGAAGGACCCCAUGAAGGCACGCAUGAAAAGACGCAUCGUGAUGGGGCUCAGAGAGGUUCUGAAGCACCUCAAACUCAGGAAGGUCAAGUGUGUCGUCAUCUCACCCAACUGUGAGCGCAUCCAGUCCAAAGGUGGCCUGGAUGAGGCUCUUUACACCAUCAUUGACAAUUGUCGGGAACAGGGGGUGCCAUUCGUGUUCGCCCUCUCCAGGAAAGCGUUGGGCCGCUGCGUCAACAAGGCCGUGCCCGUCAGUCUGGUGGGCAUCUUCAACUAUGAUGGUGCACAGGACUUCUAUCAUAAGAUGAUCGAGUUGUCGUCCGAGGCCAGGACGGCCUACGAGGUGAUGGUGUCCAGCCUGGAGCAGACGGGCCAGGCGGAUGCAGAUGCAGAGGAGGCAGAGAUCAUUGAGGGGAAGCUGCAGAUCAGCAGCCUGGCGGAGGAAGCUGAGCCCGGGCCUGACACCACACAGCCAGAGGAACCCGAGUACAUCAAAAUUUGGAAGAAAAUGUUGGAGAAGGAUUGCAACCACACAUUUCUAAACUUUGAGGAGCAGAUGAGCUCCAUGCACUUGGACAGUGUGUGGUCUGAAAACACGGACGAGGACGACAAGAGUUGACGGUGGCAAAUCCCUCUGUGCCUGAAAUGAUGAAUGAACCUACUGCUGCUGAUCAUCAGCGCAGAAUAAACUCGAAAUGGACUUAAUCCCACGUGCAAAUAAUGCUCCACUGCAGUGGUUGUGAACCUAAGGAUGCGUUGUCAGGAAAUCAAUUAAGUUACUAAAGUUUACAAUUAAUUACCUUUUGUAAUUAUUAUUAUUUUGACGGGGAAAAAAAAUAAUACAUCAAUCUUAAGUAAUGCUUCUUUGUUUUAGUGCAAGAUAAUUGAGAGAAGCUCUGUACUUUAAGAGUGUGUGUGAGGUUUAAUCACUAAUUCACAUAUUUAAGUGUUAGAUUUCCUUUUUUGCAUUAAAUUGUAUUGUUGGAGAAUGGUAUGUGUAUGGAGUUGUAACUUCAGGGUUACAUAUAGUGUGGGAAGUUUAAGCACUGAGGUUUUUUUGCUCUCAGGUGCUCACUAAACCAUUUUCCCCCCAAUAUUUUGUAAACUUACCAUUUAUAUCAUUUGUGACCAAAUUUAUUUCACAUUCAUAACCUGGUUUUUCACAGAUGUUCCAAGGGUGACUUCUGAAUUAUUUCUGUUCAUCACUUCACAAGCUCAAAAUGUAAUUGAUCCUUAUUUGACCCACGGUCUUGAAGCCCUCGGCCACCACGAGGGGAUUAAUUGUGGAGUUUAGAGUUGGAAUUUUGUUCUUCUUUUUUUAAUCCUGAUUGCACUACAUUGUAGAGCCUGUGUUUUUGAGUUUUUAUUUGUAUGAAACUACCAAAGUACUAAACAUGUCAUGUCUGUGAUUGGUGUAAAUGGUAGAGCAUUUUUCUUUCUUUUAAUCGUAAAAAAAAAAAAUCUAAAUAAUGUUAGGAAACAUGACCUGCUGUUUACUUGACUGUUAAAAAGCUGUAUUGGGA